This is a messenger RNA of Opisthorchis viverrini, 1439 nucleotides long. RefSeq lists its product as hypothetical. NCBI's taxonomy places the organism in Eukaryota, Metazoa, Platyhelminthes, Trematoda, Opisthorchiida, Opisthorchiidae. The record is from RefSeq and is a predicted model, not a curated record. Gene Ontology annotation, cellular component: membrane; endoplasmic reticulum. Gene Ontology annotation, biological process: lipid homeostasis. The transcript is spliced from 6 exons. Bases 40 to 1155 code for a protein of 371 amino acids.
AGGCAACCCUGACGGGGAUGUGCUGUGGUCGCCUCGCAGAUGCCGGAUGUGAACGAGACGUCCACGUACAAUGACUACAUAGUAGAUGAUUUCGGUCCCACAUACUUUUAUUACUGGAUGCUAUAUAGCUUCCUGUUCUGUCUUUUCAUUCACCAUGUGUUAAGUCCUUUCGUAUUCAGACGUCAUAACAGAGCUUACAGAGAAUUCACUCGAGCGAAACGGAUGGAAUGGGAUUCCAGGCUAGUUUCGUCCAUUCACGCCACUGUCGUCAGCGGGUUGUGUGUUUCAACUUUGGUCAAGGAUAGCAAGAUUUGGAUGGAACCUUUGAACUACCCGUCUACCAGUGGACUCACGGCACUUUCUAUUUCGGUUGGCUAUUUUCUCUGUGAUAUGGUUUCAAUGCCGUUGUACUGGCGGGGGAAGGAGCUAUUGAUUUUCACAUUGCAUCAUGCCGCCGCCGCGUUUGCUUUCCAGCAAGUCGUGCAUUACCGCGUAUGCACGUUCUUUGGAGUAUAUCGUCUCACUACGGAGCUUUCAACGCCUUUCAUUAACCAAAGGUGGUUCUAUCGCACGAUUGGAUACAAACCGGACAGACGACGCGUAUGCACAGUUACGCUGCUGUUCGCCGUACUGUUCGCGAUCACGCGCAACUUUAUGAGUAUUCCCUUCUGGUUUAUUGCGUACCGUGCUUUCACUUCUACAAACUGUUCAGCUGUGAGGAAAACUAUACCUUGGCUGGAUUUCGCCUUUUUACCACCCCCGCUUAUACUGGACUGUUUGAAUAUCUAUUGGGCGUCAAAAGCCUACCGUAUCGGUUGGAGAGCAGCGAAGACCCUAUGGCAUGCUGACUGGCGAACCGAUAUCAAGCUUGCUCAAGCUCGAUUUCGGCGAAAGUGGCGGCGUAUCCGUCAACGCCAGCUAUCCGAAAGUUGUGAUCAGGUCGCACCGCCCACUCAGCCAGUCAAACUCCAAAGUGAACCGGAGUUUGUUGAUCGAUUCCUCCAAGAGUCAUCAUCUUCGAGCUAUUCCAGCGAAACCGAAUACGAACCUUUGGAAUCAGAUGAAGAACGCGUACAGCCAGAGACAGUUCGAGACGUUGCCCCAGAGCCCGCGAAUUUGGAUUCUGAUCAAUCUCUGAUCCAACGUCGCCAAUGAUACGCAUUUCAUCCUUAUCACAAUGUUCAGUUCAUUCCUCGCUCACUUGUACCAUAUAGAUCUCCACAGGAUUGUGUGCUCGACCGUGUUCUGUACCUGUACCAACAUCGUUUGUUGCUGUCUACCUAAUAUGUUAAAGCCAGUCUGCACUGCGCUCUGUGCAAACAGUUUGUAUUUGAUAAGCACUGUGGUAUCGCCCGAAUUCGUAAUCCCGUUCGGUCGGUGACAUUGCUUUAUAACUGAUUGUCUGUUAUUGAGAUUGAUUGUCCAGAUGUACUGGUUUU